This is a messenger RNA of Oryzias latipes (Japanese medaka), 6538 nucleotides long. RefSeq names its product sortilin related VPS10 domain containing receptor 3b (gene sorcs3b). Gene Ontology annotation, cellular component: membrane. Gene Ontology annotation, molecular function: protein binding. Lineage: Eukaryota; Metazoa; Chordata; Actinopteri; Beloniformes; Adrianichthyidae. The record is from RefSeq and is a predicted model, not a curated record.
CUGCAGUUGCUCCUCGCUGGCGCGCUCGCCUGAUGCGCAGCGCCUCCCCAACUUGCCCUCACUUUGACGAAAUCAUCUUUAGAGGUCUGCUGGAUGCCUUCUUGCUCGUAAAGAUGAGCAUUUGAAUAUUUCAGAAGUUGAACAGCUCUACGUGUGCUUUAUUUUCCCUCCGUGUGUGGACUGUCAGAUUAGCGCACAAUGGUUUUUGGGUCCUUGUGGAGCUUUUUGCUUUUGUCUUGCAUGUUUCUCUUUCACCCGAAGAUCGGAGCUCAAGGGGAGAUAAGUUCUACUAAGUCGCUCGACCGAUUUUAUCGUUUGGAGGUAACGCCGGGGGACGCACCUGUGACCAAAAACCCAGCUGGGAUCAAAGUGAAACAAAAAGUCGAUGAAAGGUCUGAAGUUUUCAGCAGUUUGGAAGCGGAACCAGCCGCUGUCUCUAAAAGCAAUGAAAAUCAGGUGGAGAAUAAAACACUGAGUGGAAAUAUCACUCAAUAUCGCAGCUCGCCAAAUUAUGAAAGCGCCCCAACAAUACCUCUGGAAAAGUAUUCCAACAUUUCUAUGGAUCCACCGGCGGCUAAUAAAACGACCCAACACACAUUUUCCGAUAAAGAAAGGAAGAUUAAAAGGAGUGUUGGUGCGUCAUACACCGAAAACAUGGACAGGAGUGUAUGUGGAGGAGCGCAGAGAAGAGAGGGGUUCUUGGAAACGGUCCAAGGUGCGUCCAACUCCAGAGCCGAGUGCGGUCGCACUAGGCAGGAAGCCAGAGGGUUAAACCCGAGGCAAAGUGAGCCCUACUUGGACACUUCUACUUUUGUUUUGUCGGGGGACGCGGCACACAACCAAGCGAUGGUGCACUGGUCCGGACACAACAGCAGCGUAAUUCUGAUCUUGACUAAGCUAUACAACUUCAACUUUGGGGCUGUUACUGAGAGCUCACUCUGGAGGUCUACUGAUUAUGGCAGCACCUACACCAAACUCAAUGACAAAGUGGUUUCAAGAACAGUAUUAAGCUACCUGUACGUGUGCCCUACCAACAAAAGGAAGAUAAUGAUGCUUAGCGACCCAGAGGUAGAGAGCGCUGUUCUCAUCAGUUCAGAUGAAGGGGCUAGCUUUGAGAAGUAUCCCAUUAACUUCCACAUCCUGAGCCUCCUCUUCCACCCCACAAAUGAGAACUGGAUACUGGCUUACAGUCAUGAAAACAAGCUCUACAGUUCCAUGGAUUUUGGGAGGAAAUGGCAGCUCGUUCACGACAACGUGAUGCCCGGCAGAUUCUACUGGGCGGUAAUGGGGCUGGACAGAGAAUCAGAUGUGGUCCACAUUGAGGCGCUCAUCGAAAAAGGCCGCGCUCAGUACGUCAAAUGCAGAGCCCAGAGAUGCUCAGAGGGCAGUAGACAGUAUCUCUUCCCUGGAUAUGUAGACACCAACUCACUAGUCGUACAGGACGAAUACGUUUUUACACAGGUGACCAAGUCUGGACGGCCCAGAUACUUUGCUUCCUUCAUGAGGGAAUCCUUCAAGGAGAUGAAAUUACCAAAAUAUUGCCUUCCAAAGGACAUGCAUAUCAUCAGCACAGAUGAGAAGCAGGUAUUUGCAGCUGUCCAGGAGUGGAAUCAGAACAACACCUACAGCCUGUAUAUCUCAGACUCCCCUGGGGUCUACUUUAUCCUUUCAUUAGAGAAUCUGAGAACCAACAGAGGACCUGCCGGUAACCUACUGGUCGACUUUUAUAAGAUUGAGGGGAUAAAUGGCAUGUAUCUUGCCAACAAAUUGGUGGAUAAUCACAUCAAAACCUUUAUCACAUACAACAAGGGACAAACCUGGGCGCUGCUGCCAGCUCCUGCCACCGACAUAGCUGGAAAUAACCUUCGCUGCUUUCUGCCGUUCUGUUCGCUGCAUCUUCAUCUGGAGAUGUCAGAGAAUCCCUACACAUCUGGACCCAUUACCAGCAAAAAGUCGGUACCAGGAAUUAUUAUUGCCACAGGGAAUAUUGGAACAGAACUCUCCUCCACCAACCUUGGGAUGUUUAUAACAUCUGAUGCAGGAAAUAGCUGGAGACAGAUUUUUGAUGAAGAGUACAAUGUUUGGUUUCUUGACAAUGGAGGGGCUUUGCUGGCAGUGCUACAUGCUGCGACGCCGAUUCGCCACGUUUGGAUCAGUCUAGAUGAAGGUAAAAAAUGGGAUCGCCACAGUUUCUCUUUGGCACCUCUGUAUGUGGACGGAGUUUUAAUGGAGCCGGAGUCUGGCAAUCAUAUUAUAACAUUCUUUGGACACUUUGGCCAGCACUCAGAGUGGCAGCUCAUCAAGAUAGACUAUAAAGGCCUCUUUAAUAGGAAAUGCAUGGAUGGAGAUUAUCAGACUUGGUACCUGCACAACAAGGACGAGCUGUGCGUGAUGGGCGAGAAGCAGAUUUACAUGAAGCGCCGGCCGGGGAACCGCUGCAUGCUGACCCAAGACUAUUCCAGGAUCUAUUCCUCCGAGCCGUGUCUCUGCACAGCCUUUGAUUUUGAAUGUGAUUACGGCUGGGAACGUCAGGCCGAUGGGAAGUGCUCUCCUGCUUUUUGGUUUAAUCCGAAAGGUGCGGCUAAAAGCUGCAGCACCAGCCAAACCUUCCUUAACAGCACUGGGUAUCGAAAGGUUUUAUCCAACAACUGUAAGGAGGUCGAAAGGAACGUGUACUCCCCCAAAAGGGAGGCUUGUCAUCCCAGAGCCCCUCGAGGCCUUCGCCUGACCACCAGUCACGGAGAGCUGAGCGCCACCGCCGGAAGCAAUGUUACUUAUAUGAUCAGCUUGGACGAAGGAGAGUCGCUGAGCACCAGCAUCCAGCUCGACUUCGGAGACGGCAUCAAGAUCACAUACUCUAACCUGAGCAGGACCAGUGAUGGCAUCAAGCACAUCUACAGAACGACUGGGAUUUACCGAGUGACAGCUUCGGCAGAAAACAGCCAGGGAUCUGACAGCAGCGUGCUGUUUUUGCACAUCACCAGUCCAGUGGAGCGUAUAUAUCUCUCCGCUCCUAUUGUGACCAUCAGGGGGAAGGCAGCUAAUCUCACUGCAGUGGCUUGGCCAAGCCACUCCAGAACUCUGACCUUCUUCUGGUGGUUCGACAACAGCUCCGAGCCCAUUAUAACCUUGGAGGGAAGCAUCUCGCACACGUUUCACAGAGUGGGAAAAAACAAGGUCACUCUCCAGGUUGCUUGUGGAAGCACAGUAAUGCAAGACUCGAAAGUCAUAACUGUUAGAGAGUUCUUCAGGUCCCUGCUGUUGUCGUUUUCUCCAACUCUUGACGAGCACAACCCUGACAUAUCUGAGUGGAGGGAGGACAUAGGCCGUGUGGUGCGGACAGCUCUGUCACAGCAAGUGUCUGGAGUGCCCGAAGAUCAGCUGCUGGUGUCAUUGUACCCAGGGCUUCCAACAACUGCAGAGCUCUUUAUUCUGCCAUAUGAGCACACGUACAGUGAGCACAAGAGAAGCAGCGAGGAAGACCUGCAGACAAUAUCAGAUAUUUUUGUUUCUGCUUUGAACCAAGGCCUGGUCCAGUUUGAGCUGAAACCUGAUGUUCACAUUAUUAUUUACAUGACUCAGCAAACCCUGGCACCUCUUGUGCAUUCAAACUCCAUCCACAGUGGGUCGGCCAUGUUGAUGUUGCUCACUGUGGUGUUUGUCGGUUUAGCUGCAUUUUUUAUCUACAAGUUUAAAAGGAAAAUCCCUUGGAUCCAUGUACAGACUGAGGACACCCAUGAGAAGGAGCCAGAGGUCAUAAGCACAGUGGGCCAGAGUGACGCCAAGUCCAAGGUCAAGCUCAGUGAGUUCCCCUCUCAGAAGGAGCUAAUGGAGAAAGAGCUGGAGAGCAGGAGCAGAGGGGGAUUUGGAAGAAAUAUGGAGAGAAUUGUCACCAGAGAAUUCCCAAACUGUACUAACGUGUAACACAAAUGGAUUCUGGAGGAAAAGUACAACUUGUUGUCUUUCACUUGUGAUGUCAUCAUUUACUUUGGCUUUAUUUAUUUAUUUGUAUGUUUUAUGCAAACUGAUGUUCUUGUUAAACGUAAAGAGUUCCGCUCACAGGUGGCAGAGUGGGCAGUGUGACAGCAUCUGGGAUUAACAAUCCUCCACUUCGAUGCGGGGUCACACAUGGUUAUAAAUACUUUCAUAGUUUGUACAUUUUUUCUAACAUUUUGAUUAUUUACACAUCAGUGUAACACAGAAAGUAUGGAAAUUUGUGUCUGGUAGAUCAUUUCUUUGCUGUGUCAAUGCUUCUUUGCAAUUAAUCUUUUGCUUUUGUGGAACCUGGUUAUAAGAUUAAAUGGUCCCAUAUUUGAGUAGAACAUGCAGAUUAGCAGCAGAUUAAUUAAAAUGCACCCAAUUAAAUGUUUAAAAUCAGAUCCCACAAGUGUUCAUUGGGGAUUCAAGAUUGCUGUUACAUCUUUUCUUCUUGUCAAAUCCCAAAUUCUGGAGGUAGUCUCUGAGAAGAUAUCCUCUGUGGUGUGGUAUUUGUCAUCCAAAUAAUAGGUUCAUGCCAAAAGAGAUUCUGGGGUCAAAUUUGCAACCCGCUGCCACUCUUGACGCGCGUAAAAAUUUGCUGCUUGACACUAAAAUGUGUUCAUGAAAUUGAAGCUCCUAAAGUGUGUGGGAGGAGCUACUGAGAAGGAGAUUUUAGCCAUACAUACACAAUACAUGGAAGAUACUGAGAGAUCAAGCGGAUUUAUUUUGGAGAGCUCUACAAAAGGAUCGGCAAACACGUCCCCGUGUCUGGUUUCCUGGGAUCAUUCAGAGACGCUCACGGUACGGUGAGCUUCACUGCGUUUGAAUUUCAUCGAUACUUCUGCCUCUCUGUGACCCAAUUUCACGACUUGCUUGCUUAAGUUCGAGCCUGGAAAAAAUAUAUUUUUAUUAAUGUCUCGUUGCGAACAAGAAAAAUAUAAAGUUCAGGUGGAGUCCAAAAGCCACAUGGAGGAGAAUCUGAUUGUUCUCCUCCAUGUGGCUUUUGGACUCCACCCGCUGAUCGCGUCAUCAACCCAUUACGGGUCAAAGCUUAGUCCUUAGGGGUUGACGCAACAUGAAUUCUUCACCGAAGUUUAGAUAUUUGAGUCUAGAAACAUUCGAAACGCGCUGCUGCUAGACCGGCGCCCUGCACCUGAUGCUCAAAAACGCCCUGCAGGACCUCUGAUCACAUCUGUACAUUGACUUCACAUUGAAGCUGGACACCCCUGAUGCACAAAUUCAAGUUGGUGCGAGUUAGUUUUAGAAAAUAGAGUUCAGUCGCACACGGUAGCAAUAUGGGAAUGUCGCUGGUUGAAGAACCUCAUCCAGAUUUCUUUCUACCUUUAAUGAUGACAAAGUCUCACUUUUUGAAUGAGUGAGCGCCACACCACACCAUCAUACUGCUUCAAUCCAUGCAUUGUACUUUGUUGUUGCAGCAAUCAGAUUAGCAUUCUUUGCUUCUUUUUCACAUUUUGACCUUAUAUUAAGACUACCAUUGGCAGAUUCUUAACUUGUCGCUGAACAAUAAUAGUCUAAAUAGUGGAGGACAGUCAUGGCAGGCCUCCUUGAGAAUUGAGAAUGGAUUCCAGUUUGUCCUAUAUUGUGUUGGCAUUUUUUUUCUCGGCCCCGACUGUAAUUUUGGCACCUGACUGGCAGCACCUGGAGGUACAAGAAACUCACAACAGGAGUCAAUAGCAUUAGGAAAAUAAGAUGUUUUGCAUAUGCAGAAAAGAUUUGGCAAAUUAUUCAUGGACGCAACCCACAUCUCCAGCUGCUCAUCUCACAAAUGUGUGUUCCUUACACGUGUCACCCUGUGAAAAAAAAAAAAAAAAGCCUUUCUAACAGAGAUUUAUUGACAUAAUGCUUUGCAACAACAAAAGAAAAUAAUCUACCAAUCACACAUUUUCCUGUUUUUGAGCUAAAUGUAUGCAUUACUAUGUCACAAUAAAAGUACAGCAAACUGUACUUUAAAAAUGAAUGACUGUAUGUUUGAAUGUCAGUUAAUGUAAUAUGAAAAAAUAACACAAAUGAUCUUAGAUUAUUUAAUACUUAAAAUGAGUAGACCUGAUUCUAGUUGGUUUAAAGUUCCAAUAAUUGAUUAUAACGACUUUCCACUGUACAUGACAUGUUGAGAAUGGUUCUCCUGUUUUCAUGUCCUGUCAUCGUACGAGUUAAGGCCGUGAAGUCUCUCAAAUACUUUUGUUUCAUUCGUUGGUUUUUUUAACUGCCCUUUUUUUUAAAUUUACAUUUGAACAGAUGUGAAAAAGAAGACCCAUCCAGGCCUGCCUCCAUGACAGGACACAAUUGUAGAUUUUUUGUCCCAUUACCUUGAAUAUUUUUACUGCUUCAAUAAAAUAAGGUUUUUAUGUUGUAAAUAUAGAAUACAUGUGUACAAAUGUUAGAAUCUGACAGCUGUGAAUGCUUGAAGACACACACAGUAUAUAUAUCAUAUUGUGGUUUAAAUGUCUGGAGGUUUUCAUAGCUCUUUCUUAAACAACAAAAGUCUGGCCUUAUUGGCAAUAAUGUUGCCAAAUUGUAAAUAAAAUACGAUACAACUGUU